Paramecium octaurelia is the source of this 175-nucleotide messenger RNA. The record is from the annotation of a GenBank genome assembly. Lineage: Eukaryota; Ciliophora; Oligohymenophorea; Peniculida; Parameciidae.
UAUUUUGGGUCAUGCUUUGGAUUAACCACUGCAGCUAUUUUGCCAAAAAAAUUUAGAUUCUAUUAGAAAUUAAGUUUAGCAUCAAGGUAUUCUUAAAUGCUUAAUUCAGAGUCGCUGUUUGUGUUAGUACAUUCUUGAUCACUUAAAACGGAGUGACUUUCAAAUAUUUAUGUGA